This is a messenger RNA of Brassica oleracea var. oleracea, 2166 nucleotides long. RefSeq lists its product as uncharacterized. Gene Ontology annotation, molecular function: DNA helicase activity. Gene Ontology annotation, biological process: telomere maintenance; DNA repair. The coding region runs from base 1 to 2166 and encodes 721 amino acids. Lineage: Eukaryota; Viridiplantae; Streptophyta; Magnoliopsida; Brassicales; Brassicaceae. The transcript is spliced from 4 exons. The record is from RefSeq and is a predicted model, not a curated record.
AUGGGGCAAACCUCAGCAGAUGGUAAUCUCGAUGAGCCAACCUUAAAGCACCUCAUCGAGAUGAUUAACGAGAAUAAUUGUUUAGCUAAGAUUUUUCGACGGGCACGUGACCACUACGAAAGCGUCGGGUUAGAGUUUGUUAUUAGGUUGCUCCCAGAUAAAGGAAAGGGGAAAGAAUAUGACCUUCCGAGUACAACAAAACGUGAUGAUAACCCUCUAUACAUGAGCCUACAAUAUCCUCUCCUUUUUCCAUAUGGUGAGUAUGGGUUUCACCCAGAGAUCCCACUACAUCUUGAGACAUGCACUUCAAGAACAAGGCAAUUCCUAACCAUACGGCAAAACUACGUUUCUCAAAUCCAGACACGUCUUAACCAAGGGAUAACAUUGAUUAAAGGAGGUCGUUUCCUCCAUCAAUUUGUUGUGGACGUUUAUACGGCAAUUGAAGAAGAUCGACUAAGGUGGGCGAGGAAUAAUCAAGAUAUUCUGAGGGCCGAGCUCUACAAUAAUGUCAUUGAUUCUGUAAACAAAGGUGACACUGAUGCUAAAAUUAUUGGUCAGAGGUUUAUACUGCCGUCAAGUUUCACCUGUGGGUCCUGGUACUUAGUUGAGAAAUACCAUGAUGCGAUGGCUAUUUGCAGAGAAUUUGGCAAUCCAGAUUUGUUUAUCACAAUGACUGCCAAUCCUAACUGGAGCGAGAAUAAAGAGCAUCUUGAGAAAUAUGGUGGAGAUUCUCCUAAUGAUAGACCAGACAUUGAAUGUCGGCUUCUAAAGAAGUACGAAGCUCAUAUUAAUGUUGAAUGGUAUAAUCGUACAAGCGCGGUGAAGUACUUAUUUAAGUACAUAACCAAGGGUGUUGACCGAGCAACAGUUGUUAUUGAGAAAGGAAAUACAGCAACUACAUCUGACACCAUGGCCUCUGGCGAAUCAAAGGAGAGAGUCAUCAGGCAACGCAAUGAGAUCCAAGACUACGUCGAUGCUCGAUAUUUAUCAGCUUGUGAGUCUAUGUGGCGGACUUUCGUAUUCCACAUACACAAAAGAAAGCCAUCAGUUGAGAAGCUUAUCAUUCACUUAGAAGGCGAACAUAAUAUCACGGUUAAAAAAACUGAUAACCUCGGCCGUGUAAUCUGCAAACCAGGUAUCGAGAAGACCAUGUUCACUGAAUGGAUGGUUUUAUGCAAAAGGUCAGAGUUUGUACGGACAUUAACGUAUGUGCAAAUACCAGAAUAUUUUGUAUGGAACAACAGUGCUAAGGUGUGGACUGAACGUAAGAAAGGCAAAAAAAUUGGGAGAAUCGUAGCUGUUCAUCCAUCAGCAGGUGAUCGUUACUAUCUAAGGAUCCUCAUUAAUAAGAUUAAGGGUCCUAGAAGUUAUGACGAGCUCAAAACAUACAACAGUGUGAAAUAUCAUGACUUCAAAUCAGUUUGCUACGCACGCGGCUAUUUGGACAACGAUGUUGAAUGGCACGAGAGUAUGUCAGAGGGUGCUAGAUGGGCUACCCCAUACCAACUCCGCGAUAUGCUUGUCACGUUCCUAAACAACUGCUUCGUUACGAGUCCUAAAAACCUACGGGAAAACUCAUGGAGAUCAAUGAGCGAGGACAUACUUCACAAGAGGCAAAGAAUUUUAUGUCAUACAAAUCUGGAGCUGGAUGAUGAUACCCUUGAGCAAUACACGUUAAUCGAAGUGGAAAAGUUGAUGUGCAUGCAUGACCGCUCAUUGGAACUGGAUUACGAUAUUGCUGAGGAAACACUAAGACAAGACAUGCAAUUCAAAAAACUUAAUGCUGAUCAACGUGCGAUUUACGAAUCAGUCUUAGACUCAGUUGAUAAAAUGGAUGGGAAGCUUUUCUUUGUAUAUGGCGCAGGUGGCACAAGGAAAACAUUCCUAUACCAAACCAUUAUAUCAAGGAUUCGAUCAAGAAAACAGAUAGUUCUGUUGGUUACCUUUUCAGGAAUAGCCGCACUGUUGCUACCUAACGGUAGAACAACGCAUUCACGCUUCAAUAUCCCUUUAAAGAUCACCGAAGAUAAGCUCUGCAACAUCAAACUAAGAACAACGCUGGCUGAGCUAAUCGAGAAAACGGAUCUUAUAAUAUGGGGCGAAGCACCUAUGACACAUAAGCAUGCUUUUGAGGCCCUCGGCAAAACGUUGAGACAUAAUGUCUAG